CGAAUAUGGUUUUAAAAAAAUACAAUGCGUACAGCGUUUCGUUCCAUUUCUGAAAGCAUGGUAAAAUAUUAAAUACCUUCGAUUGCAGUAAAAAUUGAAAUAAUUUCAGAUAUGUAUAGAUUAUACACACAUUGAUAACUGUUCUUGUACUCCAACGCUCUAUGUCGCUGGAAUUAGUUAUCAAUAUGCGCUUCUAUCUCACUGAAAUGUCUCUUUAACUCUUAUAGGGGCAUACAUAGUAAGACAAUAAGUGAUAGUUGGGAGAUUUAGAAUUUUUGGUACGUGUGGACAUUUCGAUAAAUCGCCUCAUUUCUUUGAUUCCGUCAUUUGAAUUGACAUUAUUUUACUGUUACGCAUAUUUUAGUCGGUUAGAGUUAAAUAUUAUUACGCUAAAGAAUAAGUAAAGUGAGAGUAAGUAAUGUCUAUGUUUAGAAUAUCUGAGUUAAUCCCCGGCGAUUACGAUAUUUUACAAUCAGCUUUUUUGCAGAUUUAAAGUUUCUUCAUCAUUCUUGCUGUGAAGAAUAUGUAAAUACAUACACAUAUGCAGCAGUCAAAAAACAAUAGUGUUUUACUUUCAAAGCACUGAAUCAAAUUAAUUAAAACAAUCAAUAAAUCAAAUGUCGGUGUGUUAUUGAAUCGAUUGGUCGCAGAGAUCGAAGAUAAGCCAAAUACUUUUCACCACAUGUAGUAUGCCUAAAACCAAUAAAGUAGAGUUAAGAUCACUACUAAAUUAAAAAGAAAAACUGGAAAAAUGUAUGUAGUUAGUUUUGAGCAAAAGAAAAUUAUUCUAUUCACUUUGUGGACUAGUGCGUGAAAUACAAAUAUUUAUGUUAAAAAAAUUACCCGUACUUGAAGUUACAGCUUAAAUUAACGGUCUUAUAUACACUGAGGGUCGCAAUCCUAGAAAAAGCGCUAACACCACAAACAGGCCAAUCUGCUUAGCCUCUUUUCUUUCUUACUAUGCUGUGACGACCUUAAUUAGCAACGCAAUGAAGUUGGUGAGUGGAGAAUAAGCUACCAAAACCAACUAAGAGUGACAAUAACAACAAUAAUCACAUAAACCACAACAAAAUGGUUCCAACAUAAUCGCAUAUAUAGAUAUAAUAUAUUAGUAAUAGGAGUCUAUCACCACGAAAUAACUGUGGCAAGAACAAUAUUAAUACAACAAAAAAGCAAGCUGAUGAUCAACAAAUGUAAACCACCACUACGCCAUGGAAGAAAGAGUAGUGACCAAGUCCAUACAUACAUACACACAGAUAUCAAUACCCGCAAAAAGAGAAAAAAUAAUGGAAUAGCUGAAUUUGUAAAAGAAGUGGGAAGCAAAGAACAUCUUUGAAAAACAGCCAAGAGGGAUAAAAAUAGAAAUUGGAAGCUAUGUGUGCGCACAAGCCGAGAACUAGCCAGUUCGUUGAAUAAAUACAACAAUAGUAAAAACACAACAGCUUCAGCCACGCUUUGAAACUAACCACUGAACUGAUGGCAAUGAAACCUACUACAAGUACCAUAUGUUUGUAUGUAUAUAUGUAUACAUUAUCGUCCACAAAAAGAAUAAUACUUGAACUUGGAUUUAUUAUGAAAUACGCAUACAUAUCUUAUACUCGUAUAUUAUUUUAUAUGUAUAUACAAAUGAAACGCUAUUUCAUUAUGUACCCGCAAAACGUCCGAACCAUAGCACGGAAAAGCCUGAAACUUUGCACAGUUAUACAUUUAUUCCUGCAGGAGGUCCUAACGGGGGCCUUUUUAGCAAAAUCAUCGUCGAUUUUGCAUCUCUAUAUGUACAUACAUACAUAUACAUAUGUAUGUAUAUUAAAGAAAGUCGUAUUAGUACAACUGAACUGAUUUGGCUGAAAAUGGGUGGGGAGGUUGCUUAGAACCAUAGAUGCUUUUUGUCUUUUUAAAACUUUAAAAGUAAAAAAAUGCAUAUAUAAAAAAUUAUAUUUCAAAUCAUAAGCAUGCGUUCAAAAAUCAUGUAAGAAUCAUACGAAUAUUUCUUUACUUUAAAAACUAUAGUUACUGUACUUAUUUACUUACUUAAGUACGUCCAUUUGGCUGCCAGCUUAACCAAUUUAUUAGGUGCAUUCUCUCGGAAAGUGCACAUCUUCUCUACAAUGAAACCUACACAUCUCUGUAUAUGUAGGGACACACAUCAACUGUCUAUGAGAAUUCUUCACUGGGUAAUUCCCAAGAUACAGUUUUCGUGUGUUUUAAUUAACCGUGUAACAUCUUAAUUAAUUGUCCCACGUGAGCUUAUACAUAUAUCUAACACGUUGGAUACACACCGUUUGGCGAAUGUGUAACUCGGAAAUGUAUGUGGUACGUAAAUGCGCUAACAUGGCCUAAGUGAGUUGCUGUAUUGUCAAUUUUCAUUCAUUUGUAAUCAUAAGGAGAGUCACGGUUUGAAAACAUUUUAAAUUUCAAAGAAUGAAACUAUAUGGCGUCCCACAGUCCAUUCAUUCAUGGAGAAUAUCUAAAAUUCCCCGAAAACAUUUUUUUUGAAUUUUAGAAUACUGUGGAUGAGACAGCAGUUUGCAAUCAAAUUUGCCCAAUAUGGCCGAGGCGACAGCAGAGGUGUGAGCCGGUAGGUUGUUAUGAUGGAGAAGGACUGUUUUUAUUAGAUCGUUUUUCUGCAAUUAGACGUCGAAUUGGCUCAAUAAUUUAGUAAUAGAGACGUGUUGCCCUUCUAGGCAGGUAGUCGAUGUAGAUGACCUUUUUGUGGGCAGCUGGGUGUGGUUUGAACUUAUUUUAAAGGAUUAUCAUCGAAGGAGAGACAUAUUGUGACGACUCCUUAUUCAAAAGCCAAUGCUCAGAGAGUCUUAGUAGUUAUCAGACCGUCCUCGUAUGGACAUAUGAAUGCGACAAGGCAUAUCAUGAAAUUUUGCAAUUGCCGACCGGUUACACCGGCAAAGCUGCAAAUUGCUUUCGCAAAUCCGUUGCUUAAUUCACUAAAUGUCUAUGAUGGUCAAUGCGUUAGCAAUGCUGCAUAUUGAACGUUCGUGGUUAUGAUAGCGUAGCCGCUGAUGAUUAAUAACUUUAGUGGCAUUGCGUAUUUGCCGUUAGUUAUUUAGUUUAUUGGCUUCUUUUUUGCAUGCAUGUAAAACAUGUGUAUAUAUUUAUUAAUUUCAGGCUUGCUUGCUCCUUUAGUGUUGUUGCUGUUUGUAGUUGAAAGUGCAGAGAAAACGUUUAAUAGAAAGUGAAAGAUAAUCUUCGAACCAGAGGUUGACCAACGCCGCCGAACAAUUACAACGAGCGCUAAUGAAAUAACAGCUUAAAAUCGCUCGCUAUAAUCGUGUAUCGUUAUAACGCGACUGAUAACCGUUAUCUAUUGUUGGUCAUUACAAAAGGCAAACUCUUCCGUUCACUCGUAAAUUUAAUUACUUCUUCGCAGCGCAACGUGCGGCGAACAACAACACCAACGACAAGUCUAGUCUUUCCCUUUGUUGAAGCGCAAAGCUCGCAAGUCAUACGUAACCAACCAUAUUUACCGAGACGGAUACACAUAAUCAACACCGCUGACAUAAAUAAAACACCAACAACGGCUCCCUCCAACACUUAUGACAUAAUGCGCGAGGACGACAUCGAAAUCGCCAUCAAGGUGGUGAUUGUGGGUAAUGGCGGUGUUGGGAAAUCAUCCAUGAUACAACGCUACUGUAAGGGUAUUUUCACCAAAGACUAUAAGAAAACAAUUGGUGUGGAUUUUCUGGAACGACAAAUCGAAAUUGACGGUGAAGAUGUGCGCAUAAUGCUAUGGGACACUGCCGGGCAAGAGGAGUUUGACGCCAUAACCAAAGCUUACUAUCGUGGUGCGCAGGCGUGUGUGCUCACUUUCAGCACGACCGAUCGAGCCUCAUUCGAGGCCAUCAGAGAUUGGAAGCGUAAAGUGGAAAAUGAAUGCAAUGAGAUACCAACCGUAAUUGUACAGAAUAAAAUUGACCUCAUCGAACAGUCAGUUGUAUCGGCAGACGAAGUGGAAACUCUGGCGCGCAAUUUGAAUUGCCGCCUCAUACGAACAUCCGUUAAGGAGGAUGUGAAUGUGGCAUCCGUUUUCCGAUAUUUGGCUACGAAAUGUCACCAGCUGAUGCUCGGCGAAAACACCGAACAGUCAUAUACACCAAAUGGUGGCAGCAGCGGCGUAAAUGGUGGUUCCAAUGGUCAUCAGCCCACAAUUAGUGCCUUCAGUCCAACAUUCACAAAGUCCAAUAGUGGCACGAUUGUGUUGCGAGCAGCCAAAAAGAGUUCAACAGCGCGGAAACGUAAAAUUGUGCUAAAGAAAUGCGGUAUUUUGUGAUUUGCGUGACAACAGCUGGCAGGUGGUGAGCAAUUGGACGAGUAGAGGAUUACAUGUGGACGAGAUGUGUGCAAGAAAAUGGGCACGAACAUGUUGAGUAAUGGAAUAUUUGAUGAUGGAGGGAAGAUUAUGCAGUUGCUUGAAAGGAGUGAAGAUGCAGUCUCCCACGGCCCACGGCCAUUGAACUCAACUAACCAUCAUAUGCUAAACUCUUUUUGACUGCUAGACUGAUAUAUAAAUAUAUGUAUAUGCACAACUGGAUAAUAAUAAAAAAAAUUUUAAGUAACAGUAA
Molecule: messenger RNA, 4577 nt
Organism: Bactrocera oleae (olive fruit fly)
Lineage: Eukaryota; Metazoa; Arthropoda; Insecta; Diptera; Tephritidae
Source: RefSeq, a predicted model, not a curated record